UCUUUCGGUAAUGUGGGCGGAGUUUAAGUCACUGUGCUGUCCAAAACAAGAAGCGUGUAUUGACCCAAGGACGGAUUACUUACUGCCACCGGGUGUAGAGAGAGAGUCGAUCAGCUGAGAUGAUAUCAUAGCGUUAAAGACAUUAAAGAGGUUUAUUGACUGAAUAGACCUGUUUAAGUGUUUCUGGGUGUAACAACUCACUGCCCUGCAGUUGCACCACAAGAUGGACAUGGACCCUUCUGAAGAGUCCAUAAGAAUGACCUCUGAUCCCAAGAGCAAAGCAGCUGUGCAGGGUCCUAACCCAAACAUACAUUUAGAGAAAACCCCGUCUGCGCAUUCAGGCAAUGGUGGGGCGCUGGUGUUGUGUUCUGUAUCCGUGGCCUGCCUGAGCGGGUUGAUGAUGGGAUACGAGAUGAGUCUGAUAUCGGGAACUUUGCUUCAACUCAGGGAAGUUUUGAGUCUCUCCUGCCCCCAGCAGGAGCAGAUCGUCGGUUCUCUGCUGCUUGGUGCCUUCCUCCUGUCUUUGGGUGGCGGCAUCAUACUGGACCGCUACGGACGUCGCUUCUCAAUCAUCUUCACGGCGCUGCUGUGUGUGUUUGGCACCUUUUUGAGUGUGUGUGUGGUAUCUUUCUGGGCAUUAGUGACUGGGCGAAUGUUGGUAGGCAUGGCAGUGGCGCUGUCAGGCACCGCGUCAUGCCUGUACGCGGCAGAAGUAGCGCCUGCUGCCUGGCGUGGAAGGUGCGUGUGUGUGUAUGAGCUGAUGGUUGUUUUAGGGAUGCUGUUGGGUUUUGGAAUGAGCUGGGCGUUUGCGGCGGUUCCAGACGGAUGGAGAUUUACCUUCAGUGGCGUUCUUCUUCCUGCUCUGCUCCAAGCCGCCAUCAUGCCUCUGUUGCCGAGGAGUCCGCGAUUUCUGCUCGCUCAACGGCGUGAAAAAGACGCUCACGCAACUCUUCUCCGCCUUCGGGCAGGCAUCAAAGGAAUGGACGCGGUGGAUGAGGAGCUUCGUGCCAUUCGAGUGGCCCUGGGGGAAGAACGGUUGCAUGGCUUUCUGGACCUCUUCCGUUCCCGUGACAACAUGUUGCACAGACUCCUUAUCGGUGCUGCUCUGGUGUUCUUGCAGCAGGGUACCGGACAGCCCAACAUUUUGGCGUACGCGUCGACUGUUCUCAGCAGUGUGGGUUUCCAUGGUAACGAGGCAGCGACUCUCGCUUCCACAGGGUUUGGUGUUGUUAAGGUGGGAGGGACCAUUCCUGCAGUGUUUCUGGUGGAUAAAGUGGGACCCAAAGCCCUCUUGUGCGUCGGAGCCGUUAUCAUGACGUUGUCGACGGCAACGCUAGGGGCCGUAACCAUGCAGAGCCAAACUCAGGUUUCCAGCUUAUGCAAAGGCCCUGCUAAUAAUGCAAAUCUGACUGUUUUAAGAAUGGGAGACGAGACUGAUAUACAGCAUGGCUCAUACUAUCAAACCAAUCAUAAAACCAAUUCUGCAUUCAUUAGAGUUAAUGACACUAAAAACAAUUGGAUUUUAAACUACACUUAUGAUCAUAGGACAGCAUUUCUUAAGACUGCAGAAGCAGGUGGGACUUUGGAGGAGGACAGAUUGAAAAAUGCUCUUCAGUCUGUUUCUGUAAAUGAGGUAUCGCCUUCUCUCAAAUGGAUCUCUCUGGUCAGCCUGCUGGUUUAUGUAGCUGGAUUCUCCAUCAGCUUGGGACCAAUGGUGCAUGUGGUUUUAAGUGCGAUCUUCCCGACUGGCAUCCGUGGAAAGGCUGUGUCCGUCAUCUCUGCCUUCAACUGGGCCACCAAUUUGCUCAUAUCAAUGACCUUUCUGACCCUGACAGAGCGGAUCGGCCUGCCCAGCGUGAUCUUCUCCUAUUCUGCCAUGAGUUUCGUGUUGGUGGUGUUUGUGAUUGCAUUUGUGCCAGAGACGAAAGGACGAUCGCUUGAACAGAUUUCCAAAGAGCUUGCCAUAAAGAAUCCCAUGAGCAGCACACUGCUGUGUCACAGAGGACAACCGGAGCCUAGAAAGGAUGAAAAAGCCCUUGCAAACAUUUGACAUUUCACCUAGUUGAAGAAUAGAGCAGCAAGAGGAAAUUUACAAGCAAGAGACUGUAUGUGAUACAGUCUGACAACCUAAUGGACAGCUAAACUAGAUGUCGUGACUCUACUGAUCAAGGUAUCUGAGAGAUGAGAUUGAUUCGAUUGCCUUAGUAAUUUAGCUUAACAAUAAUCCUUUCCAUGGCAUGAUGUGUCAAUCAAGAGUUGAAUAAGUCAAUUUGAUUGAUUUGUAACAUUUUAAAACUUUAAGAUACUGACAACAGCUCACUUUCUGUUGUAAAACCUUUGAAAAUUAUGCAACCAUAAUCAUGCCAUGGCAAGUCAAAGCCAAGAUCCGCCAAAUCAGUAUUUGUGUUCCAAGCACUGCCAUAGUCACACUUUAAGAGUUGUGUCUCUCUGGCACAGCAUGCCUUAUGUAACCAGGUUAUACAAUUGUACAACACAUUGUGUUAUCUUACAAUACAAAAAGUUUGUUCAGAAAUACACCAUCUUUUUUAAAUGGGACAUAUCAUGAAAACCUGA
Paramisgurnus dabryanus is the source of this 2574-nucleotide messenger RNA. RefSeq names its product solute carrier family 2 member 12 (gene slc2a12). Lineage: Eukaryota; Metazoa; Chordata; Actinopteri; Cypriniformes; Cobitidae. Gene Ontology annotation, cellular component: membrane. Gene Ontology annotation, molecular function: D-glucose transmembrane transporter activity. The record is from RefSeq and is a predicted model, not a curated record. Gene Ontology annotation, biological process: D-glucose transmembrane transport; circulatory system development.